Messenger RNA from Silurus meridionalis, 1029 nucleotides. RefSeq names its product GINS complex subunit 1 (Psf1 homolog) (gene gins1). The transcript is spliced from 7 exons. Gene Ontology annotation, biological process: DNA replication; DNA strand elongation involved in mitotic DNA replication. Gene Ontology annotation, cellular component: GINS complex. The record is from RefSeq and is a predicted model, not a curated record. Bases 143 to 733 code for a protein of 196 amino acids. Lineage: Eukaryota; Metazoa; Chordata; Actinopteri; Siluriformes; Siluridae.
UUUCCGUACUUCCCCACGGUCACGUGGUGCAAACAACACAUACUGCCGCGAAAAUCGGCUCUUUCGCGCGGGUUCGUGUUGAGUCUUUAGAGCAGGAGAUCCACCGGAUUAUUUGCUUUUUAUUUACAGAGUGAAAUUAAUAAUGUUCUGUGAAAAGGCAGUCGAGCUUGUAAGAGAACUCCACCGGAUGACUGAUGGCCAGUUGCCUGCUUUUAACGAGGACGGUAUCCGGCAAGUGCUUGAAGAAAUGAAAGCUUUAUACGAGCAAAACCAAAGUGAUGUGAAUGAAGCAAAGACAGAGGGCAAAUCUGAACUAAUACCAACCAUCAAGUUUCGUCACUGCUGUUUGUUGAGGAACCAGCGGUGUAUUGCAGGCUACCUUUACGACCGGCUCCUGCGAAUUCGCGCUCUCAGAUGGGAGUAUGGAAGUGUGUUGCCCACAACAAUUCGCUUCCACAUGUGUGCAGAGGAGUUGGAGUGGUUUAAUCAGUACAAGAAGUCGUUGGCCACAUACAUGAGGUCUCUUGGAGGAGACGAGGGUUUGGACAUAACACAAGACAUAAAACCCCCCAAGAGCUUGUACAUUGAGGUGCGCUGCCUGAAAGAUCAUGGGGAGUUUGAGAUCGAUGAUGGGACAGUUAUUCUCUUGAAGAAGAAUAGCCAGCAUUUUCUGCCCCGAUGGAAGUGUGAGCAGUUGAUUCGCCAGGGAGUACUCGAGCACGUCAUUUCCUAAUGUCACAUACCAUCAAGCUGCUUUUGAUUAAAGCGAGCUUUUGGAGUUACUCGCUUUAAUUAUCCAUUGUGUCAAGUAGUUGUAUCUGUGGCAAUAAUUCAUAUCAUUUCUAAAAUCACUGAUCACGUGUGCUGCUGCAGGAAAUUCUACUGUCAAACUGAUUCAUGUAUAUUUCAUCUGCUUAACACUGCAGCAUGUCUUAAGCAGUACUGUGUUUUUUUUUUUUAAUGAAUUCAGUGAAUGUAAUACAAUUGUAUUUGAAGAAGAAUCAAUAAAAUUACAGCUUUUGCAAGACA